GGAGGAGCAGGAGGGGGCCCUGGGUCACGAGGCCGCAGACUGCCGGAAAGGGCUCUCCUCCACCCCCAUCAGCGCGGACACUUGGGCAGGGGGUGUUCAAAGCCGGAGGUGAAACCCAAGCGCGAUACUGGAGGCUGCUGCGUCCCUGCCUCAGUUUCCCCCUCUGCGUGCAUCCGGGUACCUCACUCCCAGCGGCGCGCUGGGUCGGGGUCCUCAGAGACCCUGGGCCACUCCAGUGCCUGGGAGGACGUAAGGUGAGCACCCCUUCGGGGCCCAUGUGCCCUCCCCAGGCCCAGACAGAGGUGGGCCCCACCAUGACUGAGAAGGCGGAAAUGGUGUGUGCCCCCAGCCCAGCGCCCGCCCCGCCCCCCAAGCCUGCCUCACCUGGGCCCCCAAAGGUGAAGGAGGUUGGCCACCGAGGCUCCUCACCCCCCAGGCUGCCCCCUGGCGUGCCAGUGAUCAGCCUGGGCCACACCAGGCCUCCCGGGGCAACCAUGGCCACCACGGAGCUGAGCACCCUACGGCCCCCGCUGCUGCAACUCUCUACCCUGGGAACGGUCCCGCCCCCCCUGGCCCUGCAUUACCACCCUCACCCCUUUCUCAACAGCCUCUACAUUGGGCCGGCAGGACCUUUUGGCAUCUUCCCCAGCGGCCGGCUGAAGCGGAGACCUAGCCACUGUGAGCUGGAGCUGGCCGAGGGGCACCAGCCCCAGAAGGUGGCCCGGCGUGUGUUCACCAACAGCCGGGAGCGCUGGCGGCAGCAGAACGUGAACGGCGCCUUCGCAGAGCUCAGGAAGCUGCUGCCAACGCACCCGCCCGACCGGAAGCUGAGCAAGAAUGAGGUGCUCCGCCUGGCCAUGAAAUACAUCGGCUUCCUGGUGCGGCUGCUGCGCGACCAGGCGGCCGCUCUGGCCGCAGGCCCCGCCCCGCCCGGGCCCCGCAGACGGCCAGGGCCAGCGCACCGAGGCCCGAACGACAGCGCCCGCCGCGGGCCGUGUCGCAGGGCCGAAUCAGUGAUGCGCUCGCAGCCCGCGCCCCCGGCCGGCCCCGACGGCAGCCCCGAUGGGGCGGCCCGGCCCAUCAAGACGGAACGAGCGGCCGUGAGCCCUGAGGUGCGGUGACCUCCGCGGGCGUGGCCUCGGAGCCGAGGGGCACCGGGAACUUAACCCCGGGGCGGUCGAGAAAGGGGCGGCCGAUGCUCUGCGCCUGCUCUGGAGCGAACUCCCCGGAAGAGGGACCAGUGAGGACGUUCCCAACGGGGGUAUAGGGCCCGGGGAUCUGGAGGGGCGACUGUCGCCCGCGGGGGCCCUGUAGGCCUUUUAUCACCCACCGCCCGCUGGAAAUGACCUUUCCCGCGUCUUCCUCCGGGGGACGAGGUCCGGGAACCAACAUGGCAGACAGGUCAUCGGA
Messenger RNA from Leopardus geoffroyi (Geoffroy's cat), 1410 nucleotides. RefSeq names its product LYL1 basic helix-loop-helix family member (gene LYL1). Lineage: Eukaryota; Metazoa; Chordata; Mammalia; Carnivora; Felidae. The transcript is spliced from 4 exons. Gene Ontology annotation, molecular function: protein dimerization activity; RNA polymerase II cis-regulatory region sequence-specific DNA binding; DNA-binding transcription factor activity, RNA polymerase II-specific. The record is from RefSeq and is a predicted model, not a curated record. Bases 276 to 1121 code for a protein of 281 amino acids. Gene Ontology annotation, biological process: regulation of transcription by RNA polymerase II.